GGAAAUAAUGGGAAGAAAAGAAUUAACCUAGUCCCCAAAAAGUAAAAAACCCUAAAAAUUGUUACUCAUCUCGUGGAUAUGAAGCGCCCUUAUGAUUCCGCCGACGCCGAUGACAUUCAAAAAGUAGAUGGGCCUUAAACGGAUGCUGAAGAUUAUACUGAGGGGAAAAAUAAUGAUCAUGUUGGUAGAAGAAAUGCUGAUGAAAAUGAAGACGAGGAAUUAGCUUUUGCUGGGCUUGUGCAUGCUAACUUUAUUAGAGAACUUGAUUUGCUCUUAAUCAUCUUUGAAGUGGGUGUUAUGGCAACAAAUAAUCGUGCUUGAUAAUUUAGAAGCAGGAGAUGAUUCAUGCAACUCUGAUUGCCAAGGAAAUGGGAGGGAUGAAUCUGAGGAUUCUGUUGGAGAUGAAGAUAUUAGGCUUUUUGAAGAUGAGGGAGAUGAUGAAGAUAUUUUGGAAGAUGAUUGCCGUACUGCUAUUGACUCAGAAAUAGCACAACACGCUAUCGCCAAGUUCAUAUGUUUCGAUAAGAUGACACCGCAUGUCGAAAGUUACUAUUUUAGAGACUUUAUUGCUAGUUUGAAUCCUUCUUUGACUUUGGAUUCUAAUACAACCAAAAAGGAUUGCUUGAAGAUUUUUGAGGAAGCGAAACUAAAAGCUAAACGUACUUUGAAUAAUAUGGGUCGAUUAAUUGCUCUUUCAGUUGAUGUUUUAACUUGCUACAAGAACUGGAAUGCGAGUUAUGACUUCAUGUGUUUGUCAACCCAUUUCAUUGAUGAUAGCUGGAAAUUCAGGAAAUGGAUUCUUCGUUUUCGGCGAUACGAUAUGUGGAGGUCUGAUUUUAUUGAUGCAGCAAUUUUGAAAUCUCUAGAUGACUGGAAUCUCGAAGGUAAGGUAUAUUCUCUUACCUCAAGAAAUAUUGAUGCAUGUGAAGAAACUGUCGAGUCCAUCAAGUCUAAACUUAAGGAGAAGAAUAGAUUGCCACUUGAUUCUCGUCUUUUUUCUGUGAGUUGUUGUGCUGAAAUGUUUGGUUCAACGGCGCAAGAUGCCUUUCAAGAGAUUUCUACUAUCAUCAGCAAACUUGAAAAGCUACAUUGGUCGAGGUCUGAAUCUAUGUGGCAUAUCACAAAUUCGAAACUGAAAAAUGCUUUAGAAAUGGAAACACUGGGAAAAUUCAAUUCGGAAGAUACUCGUAGGGAUUAUGAUGUGCCUUCUGCAGAUGAAUGGGAGAAAGUUCGCAUUGUGUAUAGAUUGGUGGAAAACGCUCACAAUGUUGCAAAACAGGUGUUUGAAACAAGACAUUCAACCGCUAACAAAUUUUUGUACAAUCUUCAGGAGCUUCGUGCAAAUUUAAUUCUUGAAGCCACCAGUUCAGUCUCCUUUGCUAGCUGCGUGGCUAAGAUAAUGCUUAGAAGGCUUGAUAAGUACAUAAAAGAAACGUUCCUGGUCCUGGCAAUUGCAUCGGUGAUGGAUCCACGUUGCAAGAUGCAAUACAUAGAAUAUAUUUCCAGAAAAUUUGAAGAUAUAGAUGGCAUCUUUCCAAGUGGUGCUGUUUUGGAGGCUGUUCGUACAAUCUAUGCAGAUUAUGUGAGCCAUGGCAUUGAAAUGGAUAAUUCUGAAGGUACUUCAAAUCUUAAAACAGAAGAGGGAAAUCCAAUAAAUGAUAAAGAAGAACAGUUUCAAAUAUUUCCUGGAGGCCAAGAAUACAGUGAAUUUGUCCAAUCCAAUAAUCAGUCAAAAAAGUCUGAUCUGGAUUCAUAUUUAGAAGAGCCCGUCUUACCUUGGGACGAAAACUUCAAUGUAUUGCUAUGGUGGAAAUCUGAAGCUCCCAAGUAUCCAAACGUCUCAAAAAUUGCCCGUGACUUCUUGGCCAUCCCUAUAUCAGUGGCCACUUCACACGAUGCUUACUAUUACUUGGAAAAUAGACCACCUGAUCAUCAUGUCAUUACUUCGGGGGCAGAGAUGAUGAAUGCUUUGAUGUGCUGUAGGAGCUGGAAGUCAGGUCUGAAGAUUGAUUUUGAGUUCUGAUUUCUUACUGCUGGUAUAAAUAAAAAUUAACUUAUGAUGUCUGUGCUGUUGCCAUUGUCUGGGGAAGUUGUUUGGAUCCUUUUGCUUGCUUGAUCUUAUUUCGAGUUGCCAUAACUGAUCUGAGGACUAUUGUUCUUAUGUUAUCAGUCUACUAAAUUUCUAUUUUUGUUUCAACU
Molecule: messenger RNA, 2199 nt
Organism: Olea europaea var. sylvestris
Lineage: Eukaryota; Viridiplantae; Streptophyta; Magnoliopsida; Lamiales; Oleaceae
Product: zinc finger BED domain-containing protein RICESLEEPER 1-like
Exons: 2
Coding region: 527-2023 (498 amino acids)
Molecular function (GO): protein dimerization activity; DNA binding
Source: RefSeq, a predicted model, not a curated record